This is a messenger RNA of Diaporthe amygdali, 1962 nucleotides long. RefSeq lists its product as uncharacterized. The coding region runs from base 1 to 1962 and encodes 653 amino acids. The transcript has 3 exons. Gene Ontology annotation, molecular function: oxidoreductase activity. The record is from RefSeq and is a predicted model, not a curated record. Lineage: Eukaryota; Fungi; Ascomycota; Sordariomycetes; Diaporthales; Diaporthaceae.
AUGGAGGAAAUGGACCUGGUUGUCAUUGGUGCAGGAUGGGCCGGGCUGGCAGCUGCAAAAACGUUCUCUGAGCUCAGUCCGCAGAAAUCUCUGGCCAUCUUUGAGUCGGCGAAAACCUUAGGAGGGGUUUGGGCGAGUGAGCGACUCUACCCAGGCCUCAAAACAAACAAUAUGCUCGGGACCUACGAGUAUCCCGACUUUCCAAUGAGCCCGGACGUGUUCGAUGUCAAGCCUGGACAGCACAUUCCUGGACGGGUCUGCCACGAGUAUCUCACAAAGUAUGCAGAGCAGUUUGGCAUCGCCGAAAAGAUCCGCUAUACAUCCCGCGUGAUCUCGGCGGAGCAUAAUAACUCUGGUGGUUGGUUACUGAGAGUCUGCAAGAUCGAUGGCUUGGGAGGUCAUGAGGCAAAGGACCUCAUCGAAUAUAAGGUCAUAGCCCGGAAGCUUGUGGUUGCGACCGGGCUGACCUCAGAGCCUUUCAGACCCAGAUUUGACGGCGAGGAUAUUUUCGGUGGUAAUGUAUUCCACAUCAAGGACUUUCCCAAGUUUGCAGACACUUUAGACACGGCCAAGCGGGUCACCAUCUUUGGCGGUACGAAAUCCGGUUGGGACGCAGUCUAUGCAUACGCUACGCGGGGGGUCCCGGUCAACUGGGUUAUUCGAUCGUCUGGUCAUGGCCCUUCCUGGAUGGCUCCGCCAUAUGUGACGCCUUUGAGGAAGUGGCUGGAGAAGCUGGUCAUGACUAGGCUGUUGACCUGGUUUAGCCCUUGCAUCUGGGGGUCUGCAGAUGGCUACACCAGGAUUCGCAGAUUCUUGCAUGGGACAGCAGUCGGGCGGUUCAUCACGGAUAAAUUCUGGUUUAUUCUGGGCAACGACGUUCUCACCCUCAACAAGUAUGAUUCUCACCCUGAGACGGCGAAGAUCAAGCCUUGGAGCCACCCCAUGUUUGUGGCCUCGAGCUUCUCUAUCCUGAACUAUGAUACGGAUUUCUUUGAGCUCCUGCGCAGUGGCACUGUCAAAGUCCAUAUCGCCGAUGUCACACACCUUUCGGCCGGCAAAGUGCACCUGUCAGAUGGCACGGAGCUCGAGUCUGAGAUUAUGUGCUGCGUUACGGGCUGGAAGUGGACGCCGCCGCUGAGGUUCCUGCCCGAGGGUAUCGACGAGGACCUUGGUAUCCCACACGCCCACACGCACAGUCGUCUAGGCCAUCUCAUGGACAAGGCUGACCAGGAAAUUCUCGACAAAUUUCCCCGCUUAAAGUGCCCACCCGUCCAGAACAAAGACUACAUCCCUCUUACUGAGCAGAAGGGCGUGUCAGCUAACAGAGGGGCCGUCGACUCGCCCCAGUCAAACUCUCUGACUCCCUGGACGCUCUAUCACUUCAUGGUGCCGCCAUCUCAGGAGAUGUUACAACACCGCGAUAUUGCUUUCGCAGGAAUUUUGAUGAAUUUCAACGUCCCGCUCACGAUGCACGUACAGUCCCUCUGGAUCAAUGCGUAUUUUCGUGGCGACGGCCUUUCCCUUCCCGACGACGUCGAGGAUACGCAGUAUCAGGCUGUCUUGCACAGCCGAUUCGGCAAGUGGAGGUACCCAGCUGGCCACGGAAGCCAGUAUCCCGACUUCGUCUUCGAUGCCCAGCCGUAUAUCGACUUGCUGAUGCGCGACCUGGGCCUUCAAGUCCACCGCAAGAGGGGGGCCUUGGCAGAAAUUCUAGAGCCCUACGGUCCUCAAGACUACAAAGAUGUGGGUCAAGAGUGGCUGAGGAGGCAUCGUAUUUAUCAGCUCGUCCGAUGUAUAUGGUUCUUUGACCUGACGGACGUGACGGAUAUACGUAAUCAUGGUAGCGUUUCUGCAAAGCUCAAGAAGCCGAGCGGCCAUGUUCACGUGCGAAUCGGCGAUGGUCAAAGUCAUCUUCCAACAGACGGAAAGACAAGGCCAGGAUGCAAUCCUGAGUCUUCAUGA